Molecule: messenger RNA, 993 nt
Organism: Suillus plorans
Lineage: Eukaryota; Fungi; Basidiomycota; Agaricomycetes; Boletales; Suillaceae
Exons: 3
Coding region: 1-993 (330 amino acids)
Molecular function (GO): protein binding
Source: RefSeq, a predicted model, not a curated record
AUGUUUUCUUUUAUCUCGUCACUCUUCACAAAAUCAAAGCGACACUUCCAACAUCAAACGCGCAUUUCCACCUACGGCGGGUCCAUUCACGCCCUCGCAAUAUCUAACGAUGGUCAGGCUCUUGCAUGCGGAGGUAACUUGACACACAUUUUGCUAUGUGAGGGUGCUGACAGACAAGCAGGGACCGAGGGCGUUAAAGUCUGGGAUAUCAAAUCUCGGAAAGAACUUACAUGCUCGACUCAUCACCAUGAGUCCCGGGGCACGGUCAGCUGCGCUGUCUGGGUCACAACAAGACUGGGUAUGGCAGAAAUCCUUUGUUAUGGAACUGGGCUGGGCUACAUUGUGUUUUUACGUCGUAGCCAUAUAGAUAUGCAGUUUCAAGAGACUUGUGCUAGGAGGCUUGGAUCAGGCUUCGAAAUAACUUGCAUGGUAUGGGAUUCGACAUCCUCCGAAACGACUACGCGGAUUGCAGUAGGAACGAGGGACAAAAUAGUUCAAGUCCUCGUUCUCAACACAAACUCACAGCUGCAGGCCGUGUUUUCAGUGCGACUCGACAACACGGUGCCAAAGUCUGUAGCAUUUGCAGACAACGGAUGUGUCUAUGUCUUCGGACUGUACGACGGGAACUUCAUCAAGCUGAGAGGUGAUGACGGCGCAGUGGUAAAGGAACACAGCUGCCAAUCGGUUAUCGGACACGCAGCAGUGAACCAGAAGAGGGGUGUGUUCGUAGUGGACAAUGCUACCAACGGUUUUACUUUGUAUCGACUUGAAGGUGACGAGGAACCUAUUCGAACAUUCGUGACUGCUGCUUCGAGUGUGUCUGUCCCCAAGCAGGUGGCAUUCGGGGCAGAAGGAAGAAUGAUCAUCGGGGGGAGUGACCAUGGAUCAGUGUAUGCAUUCGAGAGGAAAUCAGGGAAGUUGUUCGAAACUCUGUGCCACUCGAAUACAGGCUUGGUGCAGACAAUCACAGUAGGUGUCAGAUUCAAAGGGUAG